AAGCUUCAGCCCACAACUUGCGCAUGUGCAGUUCUAGCCGUCAGCAAAGCUUAACCUACACUUUGCCCAGGCGCAGAAUUAAUAUUGGGCCUUUUUUUUCCGCUCCCCCUGCCCCUCCCGCGCCGUGAGACGCAGAGUAUUCUGGGAACGCCCGACACGGAAAUGUUUUCUUUCGACGCUGCGUAGGCCUGUGGGCGCUUGGCUUUUCUCUCUGUGGCUUUGAGAGUUAGCUUCUCGUGAACCGUUUGUCAAUAUGUGUGACGCACACGAGGGUAUGCAGUAUGAGGAGGAGGAGGAUGAAAUCCCCCAUAUUUGUGGCAAGAGGCAUGCUAGAUUGUAAUCAGCCAAGAUAUUUGCUGAAGUUUGAACAGCUUUACCUCUCCAAGCCCAUAAGAGAUGAUGCUGCUUCACCAGUGUUGCCACGUGAAGCCAGAUUAAGAAAUCUCACAAACAGUCAUUAAAGAAGGUGAAGAACAACUUCAGAUGCAGCAUCAGAAAACCUUUAUUGGUAAAGUUCCAGUUAUGUUGCAUUCAAUUUACUGUCUACUAAAUGGCUUAGCAGAUCAUGAUCUUUGUGAGUUACAUGGAUGCCUCUUGGAUCCUGAUGGCUACUUCGUUAUUAAUGGAUCAGAAAAGGUUCUGAUUGGUCAAGAGAAAAUGGCAACAAACACAACCUUUGUGUUUGCCAAAAAGGAUUCUAAGUAUGCCUACACAGGAGAGUGUAGAUCAUGUCUGGAGAAUUCUUUUGACCCACUACCUGGGUUAGCAUGCUGGCAAGAGGAGGACAGGAAAAGCUGUGAAGACCAUCAAGCCCCAAACAAUAAAUUCCUGCUGGAGAAAACUGUCCAGAUGUGCGCGACUUCACAGGAUUUAGGACAGAACCAAUCAAGGAAAUCAGGAAAGAGAUUGCAGAUAUGGCAAAAAAGGUUGGCGGUGAAGGGUUUCAAGAUAGGGAUCUUAGAGAAAUUCAAGAGCUAAUAGACAAGACUUCCCUGGUGGUCCAGUGGUAAAGAAUCCGCCUUACAAUGCAGGGUUCAAUCCCUGGUCAGGGAACUAAGAUCCCACAUGCA
Molecule: messenger RNA, 1070 nt
Organism: Delphinapterus leucas (beluga whale)
Lineage: Eukaryota; Metazoa; Chordata; Mammalia; Artiodactyla; Monodontidae
Source: RefSeq, a predicted model, not a curated record